Phacochoerus africanus (Common warthog) is the source of this 2093-nucleotide messenger RNA. It is a transcript of the gene IGFBP3, whose product is annotated as insulin like growth factor binding protein 3. The record is from RefSeq and is a predicted model, not a curated record. Bases 130 to 1011 code for a protein of 293 amino acids. The transcript is spliced from 5 exons. Gene Ontology annotation, cellular component: extracellular region. Gene Ontology annotation, molecular function: insulin-like growth factor I binding; insulin-like growth factor II binding; fibronectin binding. Lineage: Eukaryota; Metazoa; Chordata; Mammalia; Artiodactyla; Suidae. Gene Ontology annotation, biological process: regulation of insulin-like growth factor receptor signaling pathway.
CGAGCGCGGCGGCUCGGCGCAGAGGAUUGGCCGCUCCCUGCUCCGCUCCCACAGCCUCGCGCCGCUCGCUGUCGCCCCGUCCCCGCGCCCCCCCGGCCGGCCGAGCAGCGGGCCCCCGCGGCCGGCGCCAUGCAGCGGGCGCGCCCCGCGCUCUGGGCCGCGGCGCUGAUCGCGCUGGCGCUGCUCCGCGGGCCGCCGGCAGCACGGGCCGGCUCGGGCGCGGCGGGCACCGGCCCGGUGGUGCGCUGCGAACCGUGCGACGCGCGCGCCCUGUCCCAGUGCGCGCCGCCGCCCGCCGCUCCCCCGUGCGCCGAGCUGGUUCGCGAGCCGGGCUGCGGCUGCUGCCUGACCUGCGCGCUGCGGGAGGGUCAGGCGUGCGGCGUCUACACCGAGCGAUGCGGCGCAGGCCUCCGCUGCCAGCCGCCGCCGGGCGAGCCGCGCCCGCUGCAGGCGCUGCUGGACGGCCGCGGGAUCUGCGCCAACGCCAGCGCCGCCGGCCGCCUGCGCGCCUACCUGCUCCCCGCGCCGCCCGCGCCAGGAAACGGCAGUGAGUCCGAGGAGGACCGCAGUGUAGACAGCAUGGAGAACCAGGCCCUGCCCAGCACCCACCGGGUGCCUGACUCCAAAUUCCACUCUGUCCACACCAAGAUGGACGUGAUCAAGAAAGGGCACGCCAAGGACAGCCAGCGCUACAAGGUCGACUACGAGUCUCAGAGCACGGACACCCAGAACUUCUCCUCUGAGUCCAAGCGCGAGACGGAAUACGGGCCUUGCCGCCGGGAAAUGGAGGACACGCUGAACCACCUCAAGUUCCUGAACAUGCUCAGCCCCCGGGGCAUCCACAUCCCCAACUGCGACAAGAAGGGCUUCUACAAGAAAAAGCAGUGCCGCCCUUCCAAAGGCAGGAAGCGGGGCUUCUGCUGGUGUGUGGAUAAGUACGGGCAGCCCCUCCCGGGCUUCGACGUGAAGGGGAAAGGGGACGUGCACUGCUACAGCAUGGAGAGCAAGUAGACGCUGCGCCCACUUCAUGUGGAGCUCAAAUAUGCCUUAUUUUGCACAAAAGACUGCCAAGGACACGAUCAGCAGCUGGCUACAACCUCGAUUUCUAUGUCUCCUUGUGGCGAAUUGAUUUUUUUUUUUUUUUAAACCAAAGUUUAGAAAGAGAUGUUUGAAAUGCCUGGUUUUCUUCCAAACGGUGACUUUGGCAGGCAUCUCUCCACUUUGCAGUAGUCGGUGAAAUGCAGUUUGAUUUUUCGUAUCGCUUCCUAUAAAAGUACUUGUAAGCUCAAGCACAGUCCGGCCAUAGCCCACCCCGCCCGGGAGCCGUCCCUCCCCGCGUGUCCCUGUCCGCUGACACCCCGCCCCCCCCCCCCCCGACCCUCCGCUUCACGCCUUAGCCACGCUGUUGCUUACGCAGACGCAGGCUUUGUCCCCACUCUGUAAGAUGAGACAGGCCUCAUCCCAAAGAGGAAAAAGCCCUGUACCCGGGUGCUUGCACGUCCCAAAGCAUCCACGGGGAGCUGCAUCUUGGAAGCAAAGGCCCAGGGAUCCCUAGAGCAAGAAACUAUUUUGUCUGUCCAAGGGACCUGUACUGCUUGGCUACAAUGAGAGACUAAGGUGGAAUCUUGUAGACGAACAAACAUAAAGACCAAGAAUGUUCUGGAGAACGCUGGGAACCUGUGAAGGCAGGGACUUCUGACCCUCCUUUGUCAGGUGGCUUCCCGAAGACGCAGCCUUUGCUGAGGCCCCACGGGGCAGGGGGACAGGGCGACAGCCAGAGCCGUCACACCUUGUAGCCUCUUCUCCGAUGGAUGACUACAGAACGUAGUGCUUUCCCAGUCAGCAAUUCAAGAGCAAGUUUAUUCUGGAAGAUAAGCCUCUGAGAGGCCAAGGAGGUUUAUUUUCAUCUCUCACCUUUCGUCCUCCUUGGCACCCUGUAAAAAAUAAUAAUUCCGUCUAAGCAAGAAUGGUGAGUGGCUGGCUGGGGAGCCGGUCAAGGACACUGGGAGCCCACGGACUGGCCCUUGCUUGCUGUCCUCCGAACCCCUCCUCUUCCUGACUCCCAAGUACACACAGCGAGAAUCCCCUCUUCA